AGUGCUGAUUUAGCUAGUCAAGCUGCUAAUACUGAUAGCGAUAGUUUCUGGGAUGUAUGUUUGUUGGCUGGUUGUUUAUAGUUCUGCCUGCCCCCUUCUACGUUAUGGAAGUUUCCACUUGGUAAUGGAUCUUUAGUUUUCUUUACCUGACAUGCACCAAUGUAAUUAGCCAGCUGGUCUGUUCAAAGUGGAAGGAAGAAAUGCUGUGAUGUUAUUUUAAGCUCCACCCAAAAACUGUUGCAAGGACUGGAGCUUCCACCAUUCCCCUAGUGAGCUGUGCCUCCCUUGCAUUUGCAGGUGCCUUAAGUGACCAAAUAUGGAUUUAGCCAUGAGAGUGAAAUCCUGGUCUUGUUGAAAUCAAUUGGAGUUUUGCCCCUAGGUCUGAAAACACUGGCCACACUGUACAUAUGCCUGGACUUUUUCAGAUAUAAAAUAUCAAAAGUCCCAAACAGAUGGAGUGACAAUAGGAAAUCUGAGAGAGGGAGAGACUGCACAUCUCUUACAAUUCAACUAUGACUACACUGAUAGAAAAAGAAUGAGGAGAUGGCUCGCCAGCUGGUGGAGCUGGGAUUCCGGGGAAGCGGUGAGGUUCUGAAAAGGGAAGAGUUUGAAGCAAGGAAAGCAGCUGCAGAGGCUUCAAGGCUCUCUGAAAGAACCCAGCAAAAAACGUUAUCAAGUGCAGGAAAAGAACUGAAGGAUAAUUUUCUGAAGGCAUUGGCAGAAAGAGAGGAAGCCAACCGCAAUGGGAAAAUGGCAUCCAUAAUCUUCAUUCGUGACCGAAAUUCUCGUGGUCAGGAGGUGUCCGCCUACAUUGACUAUGCACACAGGCUGAAGGUUGAUGAAUUUGAGAUUUAUUUUAAUGGAAAGAAAAAGCUUUUUCCAAGACGCACUGAUCUGAGCUUUUACAACUGGGAUAGAAAUGUCAGCACUUCAAAUGCCAGUCCAAAUUACCAAGUGAUUGCCGAAAAUGCAUGUGGAUUACUCUUCAAGAACAAAUGUGAUAGGAAAAUAGUCAAUGUGGAUCCCAAGGCUUACCCAGGAGACAGCACAACUCGGACACCUAUUGAGACAGAUCUCUACCUCCAAGUAGUCAUCUAUGACCAUAUCCUCAGAAGAAAGACCUAAACACCAGCUCAUUGGCUCUUCCCUCAAGCAUCUGUUUACCAACUUUUAUUGUAGCUGUAAGAGAAAUAAAUCAGUUUGAAGAGAUCUUUACCAUGUGUGAAACUGAUCUUCCAGUAGAAUGGGAUGGUGAUUUUUGGCCUGGGUUAGGCUACUUCAGGGAUGCUGAGCGGAAGGAGACCCUGCCCUACCAUGCUCCUGGGAAGUAGUGGAGUGCCAUCACAGCCAUUGCACUCCCCAGAUCACAAGAACUGCCCUUUCCUAGUGCCCUUGGGGCACAUGACACUGCAAAGGCAAUUGGAGUGAAGAAGUGAGGUCAUGGCCCCAACUCCUUCCCAUUUCACACAAGCCAUCAGAUCUGGCUGACUACAUGGGGGAGUACAGUAGCAAGAACAUUACCAUGUCUAGCAGGAGGUUCAGAUUCCUGCCUGGAGCUCCCCCUUGGACAGUGCGGGUUCCCUACACAGAGCUGUGCCUCUGUGGCACAAUUGAUCCCCUAGUGACCACUCUGAGGGCCACCCCCAGGACUCACUUCAUUUACCACUGAAAUGCAGCCAGUCUUGGGUGAAACCUAUCUGUGCAUAGCAACAUCACACAAUCUCUUAGACCUGUAUUGCCGCAGUAUAUUUCAGAUAAGCAACAUACAUAAUAAUCUUAAGGCCUAGUGGAAUAUUGUUAGUAUCACAUUUAAGGUUUUAUCCCCAAGUUGUUGGCGGGUUUUUUUUCAAUAUUUAUCACAGGUGAAGUAGAUGUAUUUAUGUUGUGUAUCUUAAUCAUCCAAAUAUAAAAUUUUUUGAUGCAUUUUAGCUGGUAUGAAAGUUUUGCAAAAUGAAAUUACUGGGCUAUUGCUAAUUUUACAAUAAAAAUCUGUGGUCUAUGUGA
This is a messenger RNA of Chelonia mydas (Green sea turtle), 2004 nucleotides long. It is a transcript of the gene CFAP299, whose product is annotated as cilia and flagella associated protein 299. The coding region runs from base 544 to 1125 and encodes 193 amino acids. NCBI's taxonomy places the organism in Eukaryota, Metazoa, Chordata, Testudines, Cheloniidae. The transcript is spliced from 8 exons. The record is from RefSeq and is a predicted model, not a curated record.